GCAACACGGCUGAUACAGGAAGUGUUGCAAGUUUGCGAGCGGUCUGGCCAAAAAGUUGGUUUCCGUCCACACACGGCGCACGCCUGCCCACGAAGACAGGAGAUGUUCACCGAGUGCUCCGUUUAACGGCGACAGACCGGAACCGGUACCGAAAGAGGAGGACGUUGACGCCGCCAACGCUCGGCGAGGACACGGAGCAAUUCCAAGGUUUGCGCCGGGAGUUGCCGCACUCAACGCCGCGAUGUGGGAACAGGAGGAAUUCGCCAAACACUGGAGGAACGAAUUCCCCGACGGCGAAGUCCCACACAUGGACCUGAAUUCGGUGGAGGACAUCGAGUCGGAGCUGGAGGCGUCCAAAGCCAACCUGAAGCGGCUCCAGAAGGCUCUGGCGGAGGAGAAAUUCAAGGUGAUCUACCUGCAGACCACCAUGGCGCGACGGAGGACGGGCGAGCCGGAAAGUUCUCAAAGCAGAGACGUCAACUUCAACGCGGACGCCUUCGCGACAUUCAAGACGCCGAACGUGAAGAUGUCACGUGACCUGCUCGACGCGGGACGCUCGGCGUCGGGUUCGUCCGGCCGGGAGCGGAGCAGGUUCAGCGGCAAGGUGGGCAAGCCGGUGCCCAUCCCGGUUCCGCCGCGGAAGCUCAGCAACCCCAGACCGGAGACGACGAGGAUCCGCGACGAUAACAGCGACCGGGAGUAUGAGGAUUUGGAGAUGAAUGAGAAUUUUGUCAGGAAUAACUUAUUGGCACCCAAGGGGACGCCCGGCGUCCAUCAGCCGCACCCCGGACGGCCUUUCCGCCACAGCAGAGACUUGGACUCCGGGGACGAGUGUCGGGUGUCCCCGCCCCUGCUGCAGAUUGGGCGCCGUUCUGGCUGCAGCACCCCGGACAGGAGGAGCGAUGGCUACCUCAGCUCUGAGCACGACGACUCCUCCUCUGCAGAUUUUAACUACAACACAGAUGGCUACGAGGGGGACGGGCCGGAGGACGGCAAGUGUCAAGAUGGCUCGGAGACGCUGCCCUAUAUAGAUGAAUCCCCGACCAUGUCGCCCCAGCUGUGCACGCCUCAAGGACCACACGGAGAAAUGGUCUCCCCCACGCCACCAGAAGGCCUCCCCCCCGGGGCCCCGUUGAAGGCAAACACAGGCAGGAAGAGAGGAGGCGUAGGAGAGGAGGACAGGGACAUGGAGGAGGACGAGGAGGAGGUGCUGUGCUAUCUGGACAGGGUGCUGGAGGAGGAGGUGUUUGACUAUGAAGAUGGGGAAGUGGAGCCCAUCACUCCGGUACACAGGCAGUUCAAGGGAGACAUUGAAAAAGGACUGGAGAUGAAGAAACUUGUGCUUUCUGGUUUCUUGGCCAGUGAGGAGAUUUACAUCAACCAGCUGGAGGCUCUGCUGCUGCCCAUGCGUCCCCUGAAGGCCACAGCCACCACCUCCCAGCCCGUCCUGACCAUCCAGCAGAUCGAGACCAUCUUCUACAAAAUCCAGGACAUCUUCGAGAUCCACAAAGAAUUCUACGACGCUCUCUUACCCAACAUCAGACAGUGGGAUGAGAAGGUCACGGUGGGACACCUCUUCCAGAAACUGGCCAGCCAGUUGGGGGUGUACAAGGCCUUUGUGGACAACUACAAGGUGGCACUGGAGACCGCCGAGAAAUGCAACCAGGCCAACAGCCAGUUCCAGAAGAUAUCGGAGAACUUGAAGGUGAAAGGUCCCAAAGACUCCAAAGACUGUACCACAACCGUCUCAAUGGAGGCUCUCCUGUAUAAACCCAUCGACCGUGUGACCAGAAGCACCCUCGUUCUUCAUGAUUUGCUCAAACACACGCCAAAGGACCAUCCCGACUUCCCCCUCCUGCAGGACGCUCUGCGGAUAUCUCAGAACUUCCUGUCCUCCAUCAACGAGGAGAUCGACCCCCGCAGGACCGCCGUCACCACGCCCAAAGGAGAGGCUCGUCAGCUGGUGAAGGACGGCUUCCUGGUGGAGGUGUCGGAGAGUUCCAGGAAGCUACGACAUGUCUUCCUCUUCACCGACCUGCUCCUCUGUGCCAAAAUGAAGAAGACAUCUGUUGGUCGUCACCAGCAGUACGAGUGCAAGUGGUACAUCCCUCUUGCCGACCUGACUUUCCAGACGCUAGAAGAGUCGGACUCGUGUCACAGCAUCCAAGUCCUCCCCGAGCACGAGAUUGAGGAGAUGAAGAUCAAGAUCUCGCUCUUAAAGAGCGACAUCCAGAAAGAGAAGAAAGCACCGAGGGGUCAGAACCGUGUGGAGCGUCUGAGGAAGAAGAUGAACGAGCAGGAGUCUUGGCUGCUGCUCCAUUCCCCCACCAUCCCUUUCCGCAUUCACAACAAACACGGGAAGAGUUACCUGUUCCUGCUCUCUUCUGAUUAUGAGAGGUCAGAAUGGCGGGAAAGCAUCCAGAAGCUCCAGAAGAAAGACCUCCAGACAUGUGUGCUAAGCUCGGUCGAGCUGCAAGUCCUGACUAGCUCGUGUUUAAAGCUCCGAACCGUCCACAACAUUCCUGUCACCAGUAAUAAAGACGAUGAAGAAGCUCCGGGCUUGUACGGCUUCCUCCACGUGAUCGUCCACUCCGCCAAAGGAUUCAAGGAGUCAGCCAAUCUCUACUGUACCCUUGAAGUGGACUCGUACGGAUACUUUGUGAGCAAAGCGAAGACCCGAGUCUUCAGAGACACGACAGAGCCUCAAUGGAACGAGGAGUUUGAGAUCGAGCUGGAGGGUUCCCAGUACCUGCGGAUCCUGUGCUAUGAAAAGUGUUACGAUAAGAGCAUGCUCAACAAGGAUGACAACGAGAUUGUGGACAAGAUCAUGGGCAAAGGCCAGGUCCAGCUGGAUCCUCAGACGGUGCAGUCCAAGAACUGGCACAUGGACGUCAUUGAGAUGAACGGGAUUAAGGUGGAAUUCUCCAUGAAGUUUACAAGUCGGGACCUGAGUCUGAAGAGGACGCCAUCCAAAAAACAGAGCGGCGUAUUUGGAGUCAAAAUCAACGUGGUGACAAAGCGGGAGCGCUCCAAGGUGCCUUACAUCGUCCGCCAGUGCAUUGAGGAAGUGGAGAAGAGGGGCAUCGACGAGGUGGGAAUCUACAGGAUCUCGGGGGUGGCCACUGACAUCCAGGCCCUGAAAACGGCGUUCGAUACCAAUACCAAAGACAUCCUGGUGAUGUUGAGCGACAUGGACAUCAACGCCAUCGCCGGGACGCUGAAGCUGUACUUCAGGGAGCUGCCGGAGCCUCUGCUCACCGACCGUCUGUACCCGGCCUUCAUGGAGGGAAUAGCACUGUCGGACCCCGCGGCCAAGGAGAACUGCAUGAUGCACCUCCUGCGGUCCUUGCCGGACCCGAACCUCAUGACCUUCCUCACUCUGCUGGAGCACCUGAAACGGGUGGCGGAGAAGGAGCCCCUCAACAAGAUGUCCCUCCAUAACCUGGCCACAGUGUUUGGCCCCACUUUGCUCAGACCGUCUGAGUCGGAGAGCGCCAAGGGACAGCACAUCACGUCCGCCUCUGACAUCUGGUCACACGACGUCAUGGCUCAGGUCCAGGUGCUGCUCUACUACCUGCAGCAUCCUCCCAUCUCCUUUGCCGAACUCAAACGCAACACGCUCUACUUCUCCACUGACGUUUAAGCCCCUCCCACCUCCCUCAUGGGCGACCAGAGAGUGAGAGAUGAGCACAGAUCCUCCUACCUCGCCUCUUCUGCAAGCGGGCAGCUCCUCUGGACUGUACAGCCCAGCCACCCCACACCCACCCACCCACCACCGCCACCCCGUACCCUUCCUAGCGACACCGUGCAUAGGAAGGUGGCGGAAAAACACGUUUGUGGUCUUAAAGGCACUGAUCAAUUUCAGCGAGGGAGGGAGAGGGGAUUUUUAGAGGCCGCAGCCCGGCGCCGUGGCUCAGGAGCAAGCCUGGGGGUGUGGCGUCAUCUGGAGACGCUGGUUUGAUGGAAACCAGCCGACACCGAACCUCCAGCUCCAUGCUGUGUCCCCGAGAGGCAUUCCAUCAGCUGCAUUUAUGUUUAGGGAAAAAAUUAUUUCCUUUUUCUGGAGGCGUGAAAAGACUGAAUGGCUGGCAUAGUCGCUUUUUUUUCUUCUUCUCUUUUUUUUUUUUUUUUUUUUUUUUACCAAGCGUUGUUCCCUCCCCACUGAUUAUUGGCAAAAUUAUCCUAAUUUAUUUAAAAUUUAUAUAUAUAUAUAUAUGUGUGUGUGUGUGUGUAUGCUUGUACAGUUCUGUGCGACUAGAGAAAUGUUCUAAGGAGUCUCGUUUUCUGAAGUUUAUUCAGGUAGUGAUGUUAUUUUUUUCGUAUUAUUUUCCUCACUUCACUGACCGUCGUCUUGGCUGGUUAACAGUACUGAAAGCAUCACGGCGGAAUCUGCCACUUUGUUAGCAAUCACUUUGUAGAGGGAAAGGAUGCUGUGUGACGCAAUAGGGCAUCAAACACGAUGGCUUUUUUUUUUCUUAUUGUUGCAUUGCAAGCCUGCUCCGAGUGUCCCACUGCACCGAUAUAAUCUAUAGGAGGAUGUGUUUAGUUGCCAUCGUUGCAUGUUCAGCUUGUUAUUCCAACCAGGCCAAGUGACACACAGGUAGGUUGUGUGUGAGUGUGAGUGUGUGAGUGUGUGUGUGCGUGUGUGUAACUCUGCUCUGUACAAAGCCAACCUCUUUGCUAUCACAUCUGCAACAUGUUGAAAAAUGCUCAGUGAGUACUAUUUGGUAUUUUUAUUAAUAAGAAUAAAAUAAAAAUAAAAAUUGUUGUUCUACUUUCUUUGACAAGGAUUUCAGUAUACUGUAAUUUUGAGGCUAAAUGUUAUUGUUCUCAUUUUUUUAGUGAAAUAAAAGACAAGAACUCA
This is a messenger RNA of Doryrhamphus excisus (bluestripe pipefish), 4864 nucleotides long. It is a transcript of the gene abr, whose product is annotated as ABR activator of RhoGEF and GTPase. Gene Ontology annotation, biological process: protein phosphorylation; intracellular signal transduction; positive regulation of GTPase activity. Gene Ontology annotation, molecular function: guanyl-nucleotide exchange factor activity; GTPase activator activity; protein serine/threonine kinase activity. The record is from RefSeq and is a predicted model, not a curated record. Gene Ontology annotation, cellular component: membrane. Lineage: Eukaryota; Metazoa; Chordata; Actinopteri; Syngnathiformes; Syngnathidae.